AACUUUGGCUAGGGUUUAUAAAAAAUGACAGAAGAACAACCAGUCGCUCAAGAUAUCGAGGAUGAUGAUGAGGUGGAAGGAAAGCUGAAUUACAAACCUCCACCACAGAAAUCACUGCAGGAAAUUCAAGAACUUGACAAGGAUGAUGAAAGUUUGGCCAAGUACAAGAAGUCAUUGCUGGGAGAUGUACCAGUGGCAUUAGAUCCCACAGGCCCAAAUGUUAUUGUAACCCGCCUAACAUUGGUGUGUGAUGCCGCCCCAGGACCAAUCACCAUGGACCUUACUGGAGACGUAGCAAAUCUGAAAAAGGUGACAUUUGUCUUGAAAGAAGCUGUUGAAUACAAAGUUAAAAUUCAUUUUAAAGUGAAUAAUGAAAUUGUCUCUGGCUUAAAGUAUGUCCAGCACACCUACAAGAUAGGGGUGAAAGUUGCUAAAGCUACUUUUAUGGUGGGAAGCUAUGGACCUAGGGCAGAAGAAUAUGAGUUUUUAACUCCUGUAGAAGAAUCACCGAAAGGCAUGCUAAAUCGAGGCACCUACCACAACAAGUCCUUCUUCACAGACGAUGACAAUCACAAUCAUCUAACUUGGGAAUGGAACCUGUCCAUUCGUAAAGAGUGGAAUGAAUAAAAUAGUUUUCUUCCCUAAACAUAUUCUCUAAACACAUGCAAUCAACUUUCUUACCUCUGCUUGCAUCCUCCCUAUCAGAGAUACCCAACAAGCAGCUCUCUAGCUGUUUUAACUAUGUCCCAUGGCACUUUUCAAGCAUUCCUCUAUGGACCAAUUGUUAUAGAAUAAUGGGACUUGUGGUUCAACAUCAGCUAGGGUGAUACCUGUCGGAUACCUCUGCUCUUAGUGUGAAACUUGGAGUGAGUAACCUGCUAACUUGUGUAAGCUUCAAGUUCUGACUUCACUGUGCUCUCUUGAUGACUUUCUGUAAGAAAAAAUAUAUAGAUUUAUUUUAUUCCAAUGUUCAUUAUGGGGAAUCGGCUAGCAUCAACUGAUUUGAAUGUAUAAAUAGUUUUCUUUCUGAAUUCCCAAAGUAGUCUAUAAUAGAACAUUAAAAAAUAAGUACAGAAUCAUUAUACAUGUCAUAAUAUCCACAUCUGUGUUGCUUAAUGAAUGGUAACUGUAUUGACAUAUUUAUGCAUAAACCAUUAGGAAAAGAUCACAUUAGACAAAAUGUUAUUUGAAGCACAGAACAUUCUAUUUUACAAAAUAAAUAACAUAAACCAAUGUA
Messenger RNA from Pelobates fuscus (common spadefoot toad), 1237 nucleotides. RefSeq names its product Rho GDP dissociation inhibitor beta (gene ARHGDIB). Gene Ontology annotation, biological process: Rho protein signal transduction. The transcript has 6 exons. Lineage: Eukaryota; Metazoa; Chordata; Amphibia; Anura; Pelobatidae. The record is from RefSeq and is a predicted model, not a curated record. Gene Ontology annotation, cellular component: cytosol; membrane; cytoplasm. Bases 25 to 627 code for a protein of 200 amino acids. Gene Ontology annotation, molecular function: Rho GDP-dissociation inhibitor activity; protein binding.